Molecule: messenger RNA, 2451 nt
Organism: Meriones unguiculatus (Mongolian gerbil)
Lineage: Eukaryota; Metazoa; Chordata; Mammalia; Rodentia; Muridae
Gene: Igf2
Product: insulin like growth factor 2
Exons: 4
Coding region: 912-1490 (192 amino acids)
Cellular component (GO): extracellular region
Molecular function (GO): growth factor activity; hormone activity
Source: RefSeq, a predicted model, not a curated record
GCCUGCGGAUCUCCCCGCCGCCUCCUCCUCUAUCUACCUCAACACCCCACUCCUGCUUCGCCAGAGGAGGCGGUCCCCACCGCAGGCAGUCCGGCUCGCAGGUCGCCGGCAUUGUCAUCACCCGCGCUCCCCCUCCCAGCCCUCCCCGGCGCGCGGCCCGGCCGCUCCCCUCUUUCUCGCUGCAGUCCCGAGCGGCCGCGGCGCCGCCACGCCUGUUCUCCCCCCCAAAAGAGGCCCGGGCUUACGACGGCAGAGGGCUCCGUCGGCCCUAACCGAGCUGGGUGCCCGUGGCCGGGGUGAAGCUUCCAUUCCUCCCCCCUCAUCACCGUCCUCGGCCCUUCGAAGUUGCAUCCUCUCCUCUGCUGGCGGUGCGCCCCCCCUCGCGCACUCAACUUACCCGCCACCUUUCCUAGGCUCCCCUCCUGCCCCCUCCCCGCUCCUCCUCGCCUCAGACUCCCUCCCCCCUCACGUCCGCCCUCUGCCUUCGCCUACCCAAGUGGAUUAAUUAUACGCUUUCUGUUUCUCUCCGUGCUGUCCUCUCCCGCUGUGAGCCUACCCGCCUCUCGCUGUCCUCUCUCCCUCUCUCCCUCUCUGUGGCCCCCCCCUUUCACGUUCACUCUGUCUCUCUCACUAUCUCUGUCCCCCCACUAUCCUUGAUACAACAGCUGACCUCAUUUCCCCAUACCUUUUCCCCCCCAAAGUACAGUAUCUGUCCCGCCCCAGCCCUAAGAUAGCCCUCCCUCCCUAAAGAAGCAGAAGAGACGUCGUCCCCCCCCAUCAAAAAAGCCACCCCCCCGUUCUGUCCCGUCGCACAAUCGGUCCGCGCGACUUGGUCAGAGCGGGGCUGGCAGAGGAGUGCCCGGCAGAAGGGCCUUCGCCCGCUGUUCGGUUUGCAAACACGCAGCAGGGAGAUGGGUGGCAGCUUCGCCGGCUUCCAGAUACCAAUGGGGAUCCCAAUGGGGAAGUCGAUGUUGGUGCUUCUUAUCUCUUUGGCCUUCGCCUUGUGCUGCAUCGCUGCUUACCGCCCCCGCAGCGAGACCCUGUGCGGUGGGGAGCUCGUUGACACGCUACAGUUUGUCUGUUCGGACCGCGGCUUCUACUUCAGCAGGCCUUCAAGCCGUGCCAACCGUCGCAGCCGUGGCAUCGUGGAAGAGUGCUGCUUCCGCAGCUGCGACCUGGCCCUCCUGGAGACAUACUGUGCCACCCCCGCCAAGUCCGAGAGGGAUGUGUCUGCCUCUGAGGCCAUGCUUCCGGACGACUUCCCCAGAUUCCCCGUGGGCAAGUUUUUCCACUACGACACCUGGAGACAGUCCGCCCAACGACUGCGCAGAGGCCUGCCUGCCCUCCUGCGUGCCCGCCGGGGUCGCAUGCUCGCCAAAGAGCUCGAAGCCUUCAGAGAGGCCAACCGUCAUCGCCCCCUGAUCGUCUUACCACCCAAAGACCCCGCCCACGGGGGAGCCUCUUCGGAGAUGUCCAGCAACCAUCAGUGAACCAAAUUUUGUGGUAAUUCUGCAAUGUAGUACCAUCACUCUGUGACCUCCUCUUGAGCAGGGACAGUUCCAUCACGUCCCACACCAAGAUCUCUCUGCUCCACUUCCUUCCCCUGGCUUCUCCCUCCCCACCCCCAAUGCCCCGCCUCCCCACAUCAGGCUGCCCCACACCAUCGGGCAAAACCAAAUAGACUGAUUGGCUUCGAAACCAAAUUAAUUGAUUGGCUUCAAAACCAAAUUGAUUGAUUGGCUUCAAAACCAAAUUGAUUAGCUUUAAAACUAGAUUGGCUCUAAACAACCCAAGUGACAACCCUCAAACUAUAAAUGCACAUUAAAAAAAACUUUAAAAUAUACAGUCCCUUUAAAACAAAUUGGCUUUUUAGAAACACCAGAACUUACAAUUUAAAAAUUAAAUAACUAAAGAAAUCAAUUGGCUGAAAACAUACCAAAAAAUUAAUUGGCUUAAAAAACAAUUGGCAAAAUCAAAUGAUUUGGCGCCCCCCCCCCCCUUCAUCUUCUUCCCAUUUGGAUCUUUAGUCAAAUUGGCCUAGACUUGGAUCUCACCACCCAAGAAGAAAAGAAGGGGACCCAAAUUUUUCCAGGUGGCAUGUCAUUGCUUCAGUGUCCUCUCCUUAUCACCACUCAGAUAGGGUGCUUUUAGCGUAAGCUGGCUCUGAACAACAAUAGCCUCCCAAACUUUCUUCACUGGUCAUUCCAUCACAAAUGUCACCAUGUCACCAUGGGGCUGGGUGAAGGAACAGAGCAUGAAAAUUGAAAACAAAAUUUAAUUGGCACAAGCCCCCAGUCUCAAAAUCUCACUUUUCUGUACCUACCCUAAAAAGCACAUGUUUAUACUUAUCCCUGCAAAUACACAGACAUGCAUGCACACACACACACACACACACACACACACACACACAUUCCCAUGCACACACACCCCACACCUACACACACACACACA